AGGCGAGGCUGUAGCAGACAGAGGGAAGGAGGGAGGGGACAAGCAAAGAGCAUGAAACCGGCUGUAAACACAGCGCCGGCUCCAGAAGCAGCUCGAACAGCAGCAGCAGGGGCACUAUACCAGUCCAACCAGGGCGGCCUUGCCUGCCGGUCUCCCAGGAGCCGUCCUCACGCAGUGGAAACCUCUCCAAGCUGUUGCACUGCCGAGGUUAACGGUGCUUGAUGGCAUUCGUGUAAGGCGCUGCGAGUGAAAAAAGGGCUGCCUCCGAAGGAAAAGGGAGAGAGGUGCGGGCAAACUUUUUUCUAGCUGCUUCUCCUCCUCCUCCUGGCGGCGGCUUUCCAGUGACUGGGAGUGUCUCCGUUUCUGGCCCGAAGGAACGGUAAAUGUCAGAAAGCCUGGAGGCUACAAAAGAGACUUCUCUGCCGAGCAGGGGGAGGCAGGAUUUGCUUUGAAACUGUUCCCCCCUCGCCUGAUAAGUAGAGAACAUGUUGACAGUCCUUGGAAGGAAAACAUAUGAGACUUCUUUCAAAGAACUGAAGCAAAACUACCAGAGAAAGUGAGAUCCACAUUUUCUGCAUGCUUUGUUAAAAGACUGAGAUCGGUGGAAAGUGCAGGAGGCCAACAUUAAAGAAGUGGAAGAUAUUUUAAGGAAUCAAGACAGGAGUUUGUUUAUUCUGCCACUCCAACCCCCGUUAGACCUGAUGGAAACCAUAGAGACAGCAAAGCUUGAAGAGCACAUGGAAAGCCAGAACAAUGAAACGGCAAAUGGUUAUGCUCGGCCUGCUCUUACUGUCGAUGAGGAAAACAAGAAUGGUAGCAGUAAACCAAAGGUCUUGUCCAAUGGUUUGCGUAAAGGUGCUAAGAAGUAUCCAGACUAUAUACAGAUUUCUAUGCCCACUGAAUCUAGAAACAAAUUCCCUUUGGAAUGGUGGAAAACAGGCAUUGCUUUUGUAUAUGCUAUUUUCAACUUAAUUCUAACAACUGUUAUGAUCACAGUGGUACAUGAGAGGGUGCCUCCCAAGGAGCUCAGUCCUCCAUUGCCUGAUAAAUUUUUUGAUUAUAUUGAUCGCGUGGAAUGGGCUUUUUCUGUAUCAGAAAUAAAUGGAAUUAUACUCGUUGGAUUAUGGAUAAUCCAGUGGCUGUUUCUCAGAUACAAAUCAAUCGUGGGACGAAGGUUCUUUUUUAUAUUGGGAACUUUGUACCUCUACCGCUGCAUUACUAUGUACGUCACCACUCUACCUGUGCCUGGAAUGCAUUUUCAGUGUGCUCCAAAGUUAAACGGAGAUUCUCAGGCUAAAGUUCAGCGGAUUCUGCGACUAAUUUCUGGUGGUGGACUGUCUAUAACAGGCUCACACAUCUUAUGUGGAGAUUUCUUGUUCAGUGGUCACACUGUAGUGCUGACACUCACAUACCUGUUUAUCAAGGAAUAUUCACCUCGUCACUUUUGGUGGUAUCACUUGAUCUGCUGGUGCAUGAGUGCUGCUGGAAUAAUCUGUAUCCUUGUAGGACAUGAACACUACACUGUAGAUGUUGUAAUUGCUUAUUAUAUUACCACAAGGCUCUUUUGGUGGUACCAUGCAAUGGCAAAUGAAAAGAACUUGAAAAUAUCAUCACAGACCAACUUCCUGUCUCGAGCAUGGUGGUACCCAAUAUUCAAUUUCUUUGAGAAGAAUAUACAAGGCUCAGUUCCUUGCUGUUUCUCAUGGCCAAUAUCUUGGCCCCCUAGCUGUUUCAAGUCUUCAUGUAAAAAAUAUUCCCGGGUUCAGAAAACAGGAGAGGACAAUGAAAAAUCCACUUGAAGACAAUGAAGACCAGAAAAUGGAUUGACUCUAUACUUUUACCAAACAUUGUGCUAUAACCAAAGUUCUUAAGAUGACUAGCUAAUUGAAGAAGUGGACCAAAUGUUGUGCAACUGAUCUGAGAAAAGACAACUGUAUACACACACACAUACACAAUAAUUAUUACCCCUUGUUAUGUUUUUCUAGUCACAUUAUGCAGUUCAUCCCACUCAUCAGUGACACUCUGGUGCCAAAUGAAUACUUCCUGAGAGGAGCCUGGAUGUUGGCUGCUUAAUGAGAUUAAGAGGUGCCAAAGAACACAUCACAUGAUCAGUUGAUAAAUAUCGUUCAUCCAUAAAAGCAUCCAAACAUAAUUAUCAACUUCAGAUUUCUGAAGUUAAAUGAACAAACCAUAGUAAAUGACAAAGGGCACGAUACAGGUUUCUCCAGCCAUAUACAUAGUAACAGAAAUUGUCAGGCAGUGAUUUUUGUAUUCUCACUAGUGAAGGCAAGUUUGUGAUAUAUGACUGGUGAAACCAGAAGUGAUCCUUGGUCUGUUUUUUUAUUCUCUUUAAUGGGAUUGAACAUAUUACAACUCUGUAAUGCCACUACAAUUUACAUAUACCUUGGUUGAUUUUUACAUUUUUAAAAAAUAAUUUUAUAUAUGAAAAUAAAAACCUACUUUACCUGAUGAUACCAAAGGUUUCAAAUAAUGUCUACUAAUGUCAUCAGAGAAAACUAAUUUAUUGUUAAAAUACAUAUAUAAGCCAAUAGAACUAUUUAAAUUCCUGCUGGACAGUUAGCUUAUGUGAAAUGUGUAAGGAAUGUUUAAAAGAUGGAGUUUUAGAGUAAAAAAAGAAUGUUGACAAUAGUUCAGGCAGUAACUAAAAAUACAGAUGUGGGUUUGGACAAUGGCCAGAAUUCACAGGAAUGACUCCACAAUUUAGAAUGUGUUAUAUCUUCUUG
Pogona vitticeps (central bearded dragon) is the source of this 2744-nucleotide messenger RNA. RefSeq names its product sphingomyelin synthase 2 (gene SGMS2). Gene Ontology annotation, cellular component: endoplasmic reticulum membrane; plasma membrane; Golgi membrane. Gene Ontology annotation, biological process: sphingomyelin biosynthetic process; ceramide biosynthetic process. Lineage: Eukaryota; Metazoa; Chordata; Lepidosauria; Squamata; Agamidae. The record is from RefSeq and is a predicted model, not a curated record. Gene Ontology annotation, molecular function: ceramide cholinephosphotransferase activity; sphingomyelin synthase activity.